This is a messenger RNA of Eptesicus fuscus (big brown bat), 1892 nucleotides long. It is a transcript of the gene CHRDL1, whose product is annotated as chordin like 1. Gene Ontology annotation, molecular function: protein binding. The coding region runs from base 91 to 1488 and encodes 465 amino acids. The transcript has 12 exons. Lineage: Eukaryota; Metazoa; Chordata; Mammalia; Chiroptera; Vespertilionidae. The record is from RefSeq and is a predicted model, not a curated record.
GCGCCAGGGAGAGCUUGGAGAGCCUGCACCAGUGGAAGACAGAGGAAGCCAGUGAACAGCUUGACUACACCAGACCCUGGAAGUUUUGAGAUGCCUUUCGCAGUGGCCAAAAUGAGAAAUAAGUGGAAAAUGGGAGGAAUAAAAUACAUCUUUACCUUGUUGCUGUUCUUUCUUUUCCUAGAAGGAAGCAAAACAGAGCAAGUGAAACAUUCAGAGAAAUAUUGUAUGUUUCAAGACAAGAAGUACAGAGUGGGUGAGAGAUGGCAUCCCUACCUGGAACCAUACGGCUUGGUUUACUGUGUGAACUGCAUCUGCUCAGAGAAUGGGAAUGUGAUUUGCAGCCGAGUCAGAUGUCCAAGUCUUCAUUGCCUCUCUCCCGUGCAUAUUCCUCAUCUGUGCUGCCCUCGCUGCCCAGACUCCUUACUCCCAGUGAACAAUAAGGUAACCAGCAAGUCGUGUGAGUACAAUGGGACCACUUACCAACAUGGUGAGCUGUUCAUGGCUGAAGGACUCUUUCAGAACCGGCAACCCAAUCAGUGCACCCAGUGCAGCUGUUCGGAGGGAAAUGUGUACUGUGGUCUCAAGACUUGCCCCAAAUUAAGCUGUGCAUUCCCUAUCUCUGUUCCAGAUUCCUGCUGCCGGGUAUGCAGAGGGGAAGGAGAAUUGUCAUGGGAACAUUCUGAUGGUGAUAUCUUCCGGCAACCUGCUAACAGAGAAGCAAGACAUUCUUACCACCGCUCUCACUAUGACCCUCCACCAAGCCGACAGGCUGGAGGUCUUCCCCGCUUUCCUGGGGCCAGAAGUCACCGGGGAGCUCUUAUGGAUUCCCAGCAAGCCUCUGGUACCAUUGUGCAGAUUGUCAUCAAUAACAAGCACAAGCAUGGACAAGUGUGUGUUUCCAAUGGAAAGACCUAUUCUCAUGGUGAAUCCUGGCACCCUAACCUCCGGGCAUUUGGCAUUGUGGAGUGUGUGUUAUGUACUUGUAAUGUCACCAAACAAGAGUGUAAGAAAAUUCACUGCCCCAACCGAUACCCCUGCAAGUACCCUCAAAAAAUAGACGGAAAGUGCUGCAAGGUGUGUCCAGGUAAAAAGGCAAAAGAAGAACUUCCAGGUCAAAGCUUUGAUAGCAAAGGCUACUUUUGUGGAGAAGAAACGAUGCCCGUGUAUGAGUCUGUGUUCAUGGAGGAUGGGGAGACUACCAGAAAAAUAGCAUUGGAGACAGAGAGACCACCUCAGGUAGAGGUACAUGUUUGGACAAUUCAAAAGGGCAUCCUCCAGCAUUUCCAUAUUGAGAAGAUCUCCAAGAGGAUGUUUGAGGAGCUCCAUCACUUCAAGCUUGUGACCAGGACAACCCUGAGCCAGUGGAAGAUAUUCACCGAAGGAGAAGCUCAGAUCAGCCAGAUGUGUUCAAGUCGUGUGUGCAGAACAGAGCUUGAAGAUUUGGUCAAGGUUUUGUACCUGGAAAGGUCUGAAAAGGGCCACUGUUAGACAAGACAGUAUUGGAUAGCGUAAAGCAAGAAAACUCAAGCUGCAGCUGGACUGCAGGCUUAUUUUGCUUAAGUCAACAGUGCUCUAAAAUACAAACUCAAAUGCAGUUAAUUAUUCACGCUAUGCACAGCAAAACUUGCUCCUUUAUGUGGAGUGGUGUGUCACCCCUUAACCAUCUUCUCCGAAGAGACUGGAAGAGUCUUGAAUAAUUUGUAGGAAGAAGAGAGAUGGAACACCAUAACUCUGUUCUAGUUUCUGCGAGAAUCACAUUUCUUUACAGGUUAAAGAGUAAACAAAACCCCAGGGUUUCUACUAGGUAGCUAGAAAGCUAUUCAAUGAAAGAAAGAGAAGGGAAUCACUUCUUAGUAGGGGUUCUGUAAUACAGAGAAAAUAUUUGUAUGAAA